Molecule: messenger RNA, 1408 nt
Organism: Condylura cristata (star-nosed mole)
Lineage: Eukaryota; Metazoa; Chordata; Mammalia; Eulipotyphla; Talpidae
Gene: CBLIF
Product: gastric intrinsic factor (vitamin B synthesis)
Exons: 9
Coding region: 1-1254 (417 amino acids)
Biological process (GO): cobalamin transport
Molecular function (GO): cobalamin binding
Source: RefSeq, a predicted model, not a curated record
AUGGCCUGCUCCGCCCUCUGCCUUCUGAGCCUGCUAUGGGCUGCGGCGGGGACGGGAGCUCAGACCCAACGCUCAUGCUCGGUCCCCCCGGCACAGCAGCCCCUGGUCCACGGCAUCCAGGUGCUCAUGGAGCGUGCCGCGGCCAGCGCAGCCGUCCCAAACCCCAGCGUCCUCAUCGCCAUGAACCUGGCCGGAGCCCACGACCUGGACGUCCAGAAGCUCCUGACGCUCAAGCUCAUGGCCAGUGACACAGCCGACCUGACCAUCGGUCAACUUGCACUCACCAUUAUGGCCCUCACCUCCUCUUGCCAAGACACUGGGACGCAAGUUUCGAGUCUACGGAGACACAUGGAGACCUGGGCGCCUUCAAGCCUCAGCGCCCCGGCUUCAUCCUUCUAUGGGCCCAGCCUGGCCAUCUUGGCUCUGUGCCAGCAGAACCCUGCGCUAACCUUGCCCAUAGCAGCCCGCUUAGCCAAGGCCCUCCUGGCCAACACCUCUCCCUUCAAUGUGGACACCGGAGCAGUGGCGACCUUGGCUCUGACCUGCAUGUACAACAAGAUCCCUGUCGGGUCGGAGGAAGGUUACCGAGUCCUGUUUCGUCAGGCGUUAAAGGAUGUUGUAGAGAGCAUCAGCGUGAGGAUCCUAGACAAUGGCAUCAUUGGGGACAUGUACAGCACCGGCCUCGCCAUGCAGGCUCUCUCUGUGACCCCUGAGAAACCUAACAAGGAGUGGAACUGCGAGAAGACCGUGGAGACAAUACUUACCAAGAUUCAGCAGGGGGACUUCCACAAUCCCAUGUCCAUUGCCCAAGUUCUCCCUUCCCUGGAAAGCAAGACAUACCUAGAUGUGCCCCGCGUGUCUUGCAGGCCUGAUCAUGAGGUACACCCAACGCAACCCAGCCACCCAAGCCCUGUCCCCACCUCAGCAUCCAACAUCACUGUCACAUAUACCAUAACCAACCAGCUGAGGGGUGUAGACCUGCUCUUCAAUGUGACCGUGGACAUUAGCGUGAGAAACGGCUCGGUGCUGCUUGUUGUUCUGCAGGAAGCACAGCGCAGAAACCCCGUCUUCAGAUUUGAAACCACAAUGACAUCUUGGGGUCUUGUUGUUUCAUCCAUUAAUGAUAUUGCUGAAAAUGUUCAUCACAGGACAUACUGGCAGUUUCUGAAUGGCAAAACACCUCUGAAUGAAGGAGUUGCUGACUAUGUCCCCUUCAACCAUGAGCAUAUCACAGCCAACUUCACCCAGUACUAAGGAGGAGGUGGGUGUGACCUCUAGUAAAUAACUCAAAGGAGGGUUGGGAUUUUUUUUUCACUUCAUUUUAAAUCUUCACCAAAAAAAGUUAAUUAAAGGACGCCCACAAUGCUAUCAUGUUUCUGGUAAAAGCAUGGAAAUAAUCAUGUAGAAU